Molecule: messenger RNA, 884 nt
Organism: Orcinus orca (killer whale)
Lineage: Eukaryota; Metazoa; Chordata; Mammalia; Artiodactyla; Delphinidae
Gene: CTLA4
Product: cytotoxic T-lymphocyte associated protein 4
Exons: 4
Coding region: 157-828 (223 amino acids)
Biological process (GO): T cell receptor signaling pathway; regulation of T cell proliferation; negative regulation of regulatory T cell differentiation
Cellular component (GO): membrane; external side of plasma membrane
Source: RefSeq, a predicted model, not a curated record
CCUUCUGCGUGUGCACAUGUGUAGUACAUACCUGGGAUCAAAGCCUGCUAUAUAAAGUCCUUGAUUCUGUGUGGGUUCAAACACAUUUCAAAGCUUCAGGAUCCUGAAAGUUUUCGCUCUGCUUCCUGAAGACCUGAACACCGCUCCCAUAAAGCCAUGGCUUGCUUUGGCUUCCAGAGUCAUGGGGCUCGGCUGGACCUGGCUUCUGGGACCUGGCCCUGUACUGCCCUGUUUUCUCUUCUCUUCAUCCCCGUUUUCUCUAAAGGGGUGCACGUGGCCCAGCCCGCAGUGGUCCUGGCCAGCAGUCGGGGUGUUGCCAGCUUCGUCUGUGAAUAUGGGUCGUCAGGCAAAGCCGCCGAGGUCCGGGUGACGGUGUUGCGGAAGGCAGGCAGCCAGCUGAACGAAGUCUGCGCCGCGACCUACAUGGUGGAAGAUGAGCUGACCUUCCUGGAGGAUUCCACUUGCACUGGCACCUCCAGUGGGAACAAAGUGAACCUCACCAUCCAAGGGCUGAGGGCCACGGACUCCGGGCUCUACAUCUGCAAGGUGGAGCUCAUGUACCCGCCGCCCUACUAUGUGGGCAUGGGCAAUGGAACCCAAAUUUACGUCAUUGAUCCAGAACCAUGCCCGGAUUCUGAUUUCCUCCUCUGGAUCCUGGCAGCAGUUAGUUCAGGGUUGUUUUUCUACAGCUUCCUCAUCACAGCUGUUUCUUUGAGCAAAAUGCUAAAGAAGAGAAGCCCUCUUACUACAGGGGUCUAUGUGAAAAUGCCCCCAACAGAGCCAGAAUGUGAAAAGCAAUUUCAGCCUUAUUUCAUUCCCAUCAAUUGAGAGACCAUUAUGAAGAAAAAAGACUAUUUUCCAAUUUGUAAGAGCUGAGGCAAUUC